GGUAGUGGCAGCUGCUGAGUUGAACUGAUACCCUCCACCUCGACCCCUACUUUCUCCCUUUCAGUGUAUUUGUGUCUGUCUUCACCGGUUGCACAAAGCGGAGCUGGCCGGAAAGACAAAAGGAGAGCUGACACACAAAGGCCAGCAGUUACUCUCCCAGAUGGCGACACACGCAGAGACAUAUUUCACUAGCGGUAUACUGAUUAUCAUGUGUGUGCACUACAUAUGAAUUGGCAGAUUUAACAUCAGGAGGUUUUAAACAGGAUUCUGUGCCGACAGCCUCCCCGCUGCAGCCUGCGGAUAGGAAGAGGCAAAGAUGCAGAUGACCAAGAGCUCUCUCUUGCCCAGGCUGGGCUGUACCUUACACCCUGGCACUUUUUCAUUGUUAAACGUGGCCAGUUAAUCCACGUGGGAAAUGUUCCAGCAGAAGGAUAGAGGCACCGUCCAAGCUGUUCAUAGCUCGGCUGCUAGGAUAGCUCCCUGAAAAGCUCUAAGAAGGAUGGAGCCACAAAGGACACCGCUAGACAUGUGCUCUUAUACAUUGAUAUGUGCCACGGUUAGUUGUGUGUUGGAGUCGGAGAAGUAAAUCCACAGAGAAUAUGUUACACUUCCUUGGGUUUGCAUGAUGAAACGGCAACGGAGGUUCUAACUGAACAAUACGAUGUGUCCAAUGUUUUUUUUUUUAACUUAACCCAAACUAGAGUUGCUGCCAGCAUGGCGUCGAGGGCGAUAAAGCAGCAGCACCCAUUCUCCCCCAGAGAACAGCAACUGGAGGAUCAAGCGGAGAGCUUCAGGUCCAAAAGUUUGCCGGCUCUGAACAGGUCUGCUCCUCAGAUUACUGCAACACAAAGCACCCUCCUUGAGGCAGAACGGAGUUUCCUGCACAGUUUCCAAGAAAGGUCUGACCUGAGAUGUGGCCUUGACACCGACAAAUCAGCUCACAGUAACGGUGCUGGUGCUUCUGGGACUGUGUUUUCUUUCACAGCCUCCAGCUUUUCAGGGAUCAGGAGUUUCACUGAGAGGACAGACUGUAAUAACUUUGCUGGCACAAGCAAAGGUGUUUCCCCAGCUUCCACGUUGCUAGCUCUCCCAGGUAGAAAGUGUCUCAGCAUGGUGCUGACAGAUUCCCGUUUCUUCUUGGUGUGCAUGUGCUUUCUGACCUUCAUUCAGUCCUUAAUGGUCUCUGGGUAUCUGAGCAGUGUUAUUACCACCAUUGAAAGGAGGUACAGUUUGAAAAGCUCUGAGUCUGGGCUGCUGGUCAGCUGUUUUGAUAUUGGUAGUCUGGUGGUUGUGGUGUUCAUCAGUUACUUUGGGGGGCGCGGACGGAGGCCGCUCUGGCUUGCCAUAGGUGGGUUUUUCAUUGCUCUUGGGGCUGCACUUUUUUCUUUACCUCAUUUCAUCUCUCCACCAUAUCAGAUCCAAGAAUUGAACUCUUCCCUCUCUAACGAGGGCUUGUGUGUGACUGGCAAUAAUACCGCCAAAGACCAUUUGGAGUCACUGGCCUGUGUCAAGGACUCAGGUGGAAAUGAUCACUCCCUCUAUGUAGCUUUAUUCAUUUGUGCACAAAUUCUCAUUGGCAUGGGCUCCACACCCAUCUAUACCUUGGGACCAACCUACUUAGAUGACAAUGUCAAGAAAGAAAAUGCAUCACUGUACCUAGCCAUCAUGUAUGUAAUGGGAGCACUUGGUCCUGCCGCAGGUUAUUUACUAGGAGGAGUUCUUAUUGGUUUUUAUGUUGAUCCUAGAACAACUGUUUAUAUUGACCAGAGUGACCCUCGAUUCAUUGGAAACUGGUGGAGUGGAUUCCUCCUUUGUGCCAUUGCAAUGCUCCUUGUGAUAUUCCCAAUGUUUACUUUCCCAAAAAAGCUCCCACCGCGACAUAAAAAGAAGAAGAAAAAGAAGAUGAGCUCUGAUGACAUUUCAAGUGAUGAUGAUGUCAUGAAAGAGAAAACCAACAGCAAAAGACAAGUGGAUAGUUCAAUUCCUGCUUCUAUGGGAUUUGGAAAGAAUGUUAAAGAGCUUCCAAGAGCAGCUGUCAGGAUCUUAAGCAACAUGACAUUCCUUUUUGUGAGUUUGUCAUACACAGCUGAGAGUGCCAUUGUUACUGCUUUUAUUACCUUCAUUCCCAAGUUCAUCGAGUCACAGUUUGGCAUCCCAGCUUCCAAUGCCAGCAUCUACACUGGUGUGAUUAUUGUCCCAAGUGCUGGUGUUGGCAUUGUGCUUGGUGGCUACAUUAUUAAAAAGCUCAAACUUGGUGCAAGAGAGUCUGCGAAGCUGGCUAUGAUUUGCAGUGGCGUGUCUUUGCUGUGCUUUUCAACACUUUUCAUUGUUGGAUGUGACAGCAUUAAUCUAGGGGGCAUAAAUAUCCCAUACACAACGGGUCCUACACUCACUAUGGCACACAGAAAUCUGACAGGUAGCUGUAAUGUCAACUGUGGAUGCAAAAUUCAUGAGUACGAGCCCGUCUGUGGAUCAGAUGGAAUAACAUACUUCAAUCCAUGUUUGGCUGGCUGCAUCAAUGGUGGAAAUCAUAGCAUAGGGGUAAGAAAUUAUACUGAAUGUGCCUGUGUCCAAAGCCGCCAAGUUAUCACUCCACCCACUGUGGGACAGCGCGGUCAGCUCAGGGUGGUUAUUGUCAAAACAUACCUGAAUGAGAAUGGCUAUGCUGUUUCCGGGAAGUGUGAUCGGACCUGCAGUACACUUAUCCCAUUCCUUAUAUUUCUGUUCAUAGUUACCCUUAUAACAGCAUGUGCCCAGCCGUCGGCAAUCAUAGUGACACUCAGGUCUGUGGAAGAUGGUGAGCGGCCUUUUGCACUAGGAAUGCAAUUUGUUUUAUUACGAACUCUUGCUUACAUUCCUACUCCAAUUUAUUUUGGGGCUGUUAUUGACACCACGUGCAUGCUUUGGCAACAGGAUUGUGGUGUGCAAGGAUCUUGUUGGGAAUACGAUGUAACUUCAUUUCGCUUCGUUUACUUUGGAUUGGCAGCUGGUCUCAAAUUUGUGGGAUUCUUUUUUAUUUUUCUGGCCUGGUAUUCCGUUAAAUAUAAAGAAGAUCAGCUACAGAGGCAAAGAUGGAGGGCUUCACCUGUAAACACAGUGAGCGAGAUGGUUGGCAAUGCUGGACCUCAACAAAACUAUGCACGGACUCGAUCCUGCCCUACUUUCAGUGCUCAGGGGGAGCACGCUGAAGACGUCUGUCUGGCACAAGGAAUGAAUUACAUAGCCCAGACAUAUCCUGGCCCCUUUUCAGAAGCAAUAAAUUCCACAACUGAAAAUGCAUUGGAAGAAGUCACUGCUGAAAUAUAGACCCCCAGGCUUGAAAAUGUAAAAUUCAGUUUUGUUGGUUGAUUUAAAUAUGGCGCCUUGUGAAACACCCGUGCCUUCUUUUUUAAUCUACAUGUCACAUGAUAAACCAACAAAAUUUAAAGCAAACAUCAAUAGCAUACUUGAGGGCUGGAUACCUCAAAAUGACCCAAGUUCUUAUUUCUCCCUUCCAGAUAAUGGAGUUUUAAAAAUUUGUGUUUGUAAUUACUUCGGGUGUGUCCAUUAAAUGUCCCUGCUCUGAUCUAGUGUCAAAAUAAGGGUGAGGUAUUCUAAAUGGCAGAAAUCAAUAGAAGGGUGACAGAAAUGUGUAUCAUUGAUGCCAAGACUUUAAGAAAAUGUUUAAAGGGAUCAUCAAUUUUGCAUCCCCGAAUCAUGGUUCAUAAAGAUGAGUAAUUACUGUGAGUUCUGCUACAAAGCACAAGUGAGCGUGUCUAAACUAUGCAAUUUAUCUGGAUAAUUGUUGAUGCAGCAUGUUAAUUUUGCUUUCAAAGUCUUUAAUCCAGCUGAACUUGAAUGGGGCUAUUUUAAGACAGAUAUAAGAUUUAAAAAUGGACAUAACUGUUUGAAGUACUGUUGAUAACAUUUUAAGCCAUAGAAAAGUUAUAUAGCAGGUAAAGUUUUCAAAUUCUAAGACAUCAUAUCCUUAUCCUAUUAAAAUGUACGUUCAUUUUAAUUUGAUAGGAUGUAAUAUUAUUCAGUCUAGUACACAGGAUAUGAAAGUAUAACUCAGUGUGAAAAACUACAGUAUUAAUUUGUAAUAACAUUAAGACAUGAUAAUCAUACCCAUAGAUUAGAGACUAUAACAAGUAGAUGCAUAUUUCUGUAACUACCUAUGCAGUUAUCUGCUAUAGGUGGCUAUUGCUAACUUCAAAUCCAUGCUUUUCUCAGAAAACACAGUAUCCAGGUUUAGUUUGCCAGGAACUGCUUGGCUGUCCUUAGGAAAUGCUUGGCUAUCUUUUGCAAAUGCAUGCAGAUCUUUUUAAACAAAUUGUUCUGGUUUUCCACUAAGUGAAAAUACCCAGAGAGUUUGGAUAGCUGCAUUUUGGGACUGCACUGCUACCAUUCCGCACAGACCUUAAACUGAAUGCAAAGGGGAGUUUGCUCCACAUCUGCCCCCACCCCCAUCUUCAUUUAAAACUCUCUGUGAGGUAUGGGGGAAAUGAAGAGUCAGCUGACCCCUUCCAGCGGAAGAUUUAGGCACAGAAGGCACCUCCAUUCCAGGACCCACACGGCAUGUUCUGGCAUUUGAUUAUUCAAAACAUUUUAAUGAGUUUUCCCACUAGAUUGAAUCUUCGAGAGACUGUUUCUUUUUUAUCUGCUUCCUGUACUAAUUCCUCAUCCACAGUCUUAAACUGAGGGCAUUACAACUGGCUGUUGCUGACAUUUAGUGAUAUGUAAGGUGGAAGGUUGUGAUAAGAAGCCAGAGUUAUAUUCUACUUGCAGGUGCAUGUCUCAGAGCAUUUGGGAAUAGAGGAGGGGAUCUUGUCUUUUGUGAAAUUUGGUUGGUGAGAAGCACGCGAGUAGAAGCCAUGAUACAUACAGUAGAAAGAAUUAUUUCUAAAUAGAUAUAAACAAUUUUGAUGAGGGUUCAGGAAUUUCAGAGGAAUUUUUUUUAAAGUUACAACUAGAACAAAUUGACUAAGUCAGAGAGGACCAAAUCCUGUUUCAAUUAACGGUAAUGGCAAAAUCUCCAUGGGCUUCAGUAGUCUCAGGAUUUGGUCUGUAGAGUAUAGAUUUUCCUCUCUUGCCAGCUUCCUCCUUUUCUGACUGGCAUCUGAAGUUACCAUGCUGGCAUCAGAUCCUGGUUGAAAUAUUGACUCCAUUUAUUCCAGAAUGUCUUGAUUAGUUUAUGACUCUUGAGCCUCUAAUGACCAUCUAUCUCUGUGGGUGAAAAUGUACAGAAAACUGUUACAUUGCUCAUCAUGUAGUAUCAGUGACUUUAAAUAGCAGUGCAGUACUUUAGGAACCUACGAUAUAGGACUGGAAAAGACCUCCUGGGUCAUCAAGUCCAGUCUCCUGCUAUUGCAGGCAUCACCAUAAUAUAAUCCCAUUCAUAAACUCCACCUUUAAAACUAGUUAGGAUUCUUACCCCACUACUGUUAUCCAGUGACUGUUUCAAACCUCACUCCUCUGGUGGUUAGCAACCUUGUGCUUUCCAGCAUAAAUUUAUUCAUGGCCAUUAAUACCCAUUUGUUCUUGUGCCCUUUAGCUUAGAUAGCUCUUCUCCCUUAAUUCACCUCUUGUUAUUCUUUGGAUAUUAAUAUUUAAUUUGAGCCUUAUUUAAUUUUUAGAAUAGUCCAGUUCAGACUACAAAUAAGGUAUAUUUUUAACAGUGAGGGUAAUUAACAACUUACCUAGGGAUGUGGUGGAUUUGCUGUCACUAGAAGUCUUUUAAUCAAGACUGGAUGGCUUUCUAAAAGAUAUGCUCUAGCUCAGCCAAAAGUUAUAGGCUUGAUGGAGGAGCCACUUGGUGAAAUUCUCUGGCCUGUGUUAUACAGGAGCUCAGACUAGAUGAUCACAAUGGUCCCUUCUCGCCUUAGAAUCUAUGAGUUUUGAUUAAUUUAAUAGCAUAGGGUCAGAUCCGACCAAUAAUGUGUUUUUCAGUAUUCAGUAUGCUGUUUGAGCACGGUGUAGUGUCCUCUCUGCUCCCACUGACGUUAGUGACCACAGAGACUGGGCAGCACCUUGCAAGUGGUACUGGGCUCCUUGCUAGAGUAAAACUGGGGUGAGGCAAUGGUGAACCAGGCCCAAGGUCUCCUAUUGUAGAGUUUUGGGGGUCAGACCCUCAGCUGCUCUAAGGUGAUGUAGCUCUAUUGAAGUCAUUUACAUCAGCCUAUUAUCGGGUUCUUAUUUAGAGUUUGUAUUCUAUUUCCUCUCCAGUUUGUAAUGCUGUCUUUAUAAUUCGACAGAGAAUACUUUCCUCCCAAGUUUACCCUGGUCCAUUUCCAAGAGUUUAUUUAUUUCUAAUGGAGUUAGAGUCAUUUUAACACUGAUCUGCUACAUCGUGCACCAGCAUUGCAAAUAAUAAAUUCAAGCCUAUUCACGUCAGGUAGGUAGAACUCCCACUGUGGGAGAUUUGCCUGAGAGGAAUGCAGGAUUGAUUUCCAUGUUCGAGAAGAGUGUCUGAGUUAACCUACCAGGUUACAACACUUAAGGUACUUUACCUGUUGGGCUUGAACUACUUCACAUUGUCCCUUUAAAAUGUUCAGAAUUGGACAGUCCAUUUCAUUGGCUUCAUUUUUCAAUGGGAAAUUAGAGUUUUUUAUGCCCUUUAGCAAUUUGUAGUGGUUAAAUAUAAACAUUUCCAUAGACUAGAUUGUACACAUACAGGUAGACAGCCAACAUUUCUGUAAAUAUAUACUGUGACUAAGUGUAGCUAGUAAUAUGAAUCAUCAUAUUGCAAACACCUACAAGCCUCUCAUUAUACAGAUAAGCUGUUUUCUGUUAAUUUACAGAUCACCUUAUAAAUGAAGAUGGGUCUGACCCUUCAAGUUCAGACCUCAGUUGAAACUGUCCCAAAAUGUGGGGGUUAUUGAAUUUAGGCUCUUUAGUUCAGGCUGAUCUCUACUUUUAAGAUCACUGUAUAAUCAGUUGUUUGUAUUGUAUUAUUGUUUUUCCCACACUUCAACCAACUUGUCACCAGAUUUCCUGUUACAAGCUACUGUUCAGGUGAUGGGAUGGGUAAAAAGACUCUGUGUUCGAGGAUGCCUGAAAAAAGAAGUGUCCAAAAUGUUCUUCAGUUCUAGGAAGAAUGAAGACCCUUCUGUCUUAACAUCCUUGAUCUGCUCUGGAUGAAUAGCUAAAGCAUGUCAUGGUGCUAGUUGUUAUUGAAGUAUUUCAUGAGGCAUGUUCACCAUGAUUAACUGACAUUCAAAAUAUUUCAUUUAUGUAACGGCAUGUGCUUUCAUUUUGAAAAUCUGGAAAUGUUCCUGCAAAGAUCAUAAUUACCAGUGGGCCAAAUCCUACAGUCCUUACUUAGUCUUUCAGUGGGAAUAUUGCUUGCACUACAGGAUUUGGUUUAGCAUUAACAACAGUACUAAUAUAAAACUAUAGAACCUGUAGAAACGUAGUGUAUGACUAAUUUCCAGUAGAACAUUACCUGUUUUAAUAUACCUUUAUGGAGUACUGCUAAACAGUUGUUCAAAGUAAGGUUUCUGUGAACUAAAAGAUUGGGCCAAAUUCUGGGGAUACUUAACUAAGCAAAAUUCCUACUGCAGUCAAUGAGAAUUUAAACUAAAAUUAAGGUACCUGAAUUUGUCCCAUUAAUAAUAUUCCUCUAUAAACUACCAAAAUGAAGAGCCAAAGUCAAGGGCCCAAUUCAGCCAGUUGAAAUUCACUCCAGGUAUUUUGUCAUUUGUUUCUGUGGAGACCGAAUUUGGCCUGUUUGUUGGUUUUGACCUUUGAAAGGUAAUACCUUUUCUGUCUUACUUUGUGUGGACUUAACUGGGCUAGGGAUCAACGGGGAUCAUUGAGCCGACUUAUCAAGAUGUGUGCCUGAGAGCAAGGCAACCAAAAUUUUACCUUCUGGAAGAAAACAUUUUUAAAAACAAAAAUUAUCGCAGAGCUGUAUUAAACCAAAAAGUUGUACAGAAACAUAUAAACUCAGUUUUUGUGCAGAAAUGCAAGUUGAAAUCACUGUUAUAGUGGGCAUUCCUCAUAAAGGUCUGCUCCUCUCUCCACUGGAGUAAAUGGGAGUUUUGCCAUUGACUUCAAUAGGAGCUGACCCAAAAUGCAUACCUCUCCCCCUCCAAAAAAUCUGGGUAGUGGCUUAGGAGCAUGGAAUUACACUGGCCUGUAAUUAUUUAGUUUAACAAAGCGUUAUAUUGAAUAAACUGGUGUUAGGUCAUUUGUAGUGUGUGUAUAUGAGUGUGUGUGAUAAAAGAGAGGGACUAAUUGUUAGGUGCAUUUGUUUUUGCCUACCUUAAGGUUCUUUUAUUGAUAUUUCUCAGCAGAACUUAGAAUAAUGUUUAUGAUGUAUAACACACUGUGGUUAAUGACAUUUACUGUCAACAUCUAUUGUAAACGUGUUUACAAGAAAACCCUUGAAUACUUGAUAUUUGAAAAUAAAAAUAGCAUAUCAAGCGUGUUUUCUUUAUGACAAAAAAAAUCACUUUUGUGUGUGUGUGUGUGUGAGUUGGUGUGCAGGGCUGUGCACACCAGUUGAUUACGGAAGAUCUGGAUUCAGUUAAGGCCCACUUGUAUGCAUAUUGGAAUCAAUGCAGGUCCAUCCAUUGAUUUCAGUGGACACUGGGAUCAGCCUCUUAGGGCCAAAUCCUGAUCACAUGGAAAUCAAUGAUAAAAUAUCCAUUGCCUUCAAUAGACUGGGCCCAAAGGAAUUGUCACAAACAGCGAAGAUGAUUAUUACAGUGCUACAUUUUGCUUGGGGGAACAGAAAAAAAAGGUUUUUUGAAACGUACUGUAACAUACAUCUAGCUAUGGUUGGCAUAUGUUUAUAUUAUUUAAAAAUACACCAUUUUGUGACAAAUCCAAUACAUUUAUAAGAACAAUUUAGCCUGAACGUUAUGAUCAGCCAUUUCUACAUACAUCUUCUGUCUGGUUAUGAGGGUAAUGCCCACUAAACUGUGAAACUUUGGACUACUUAGCUGUUUUAAGGGUGAAACAGUUGACUAUUCCUGAACACAAGAGGCUUUGCAUUAAGGGCUAUUAGAGCACAAAUUAAAAAAUAAAGAGGAAACCCCACCAAUAUAGGCCUCCAUAUAAGCAGAGAUUUAAGUGAUGCUUGCAUUAGUUGGCAAUACACGUAUGGAAAUCCUGUUCAGCGUCACAGUGACCCACGCAGAACUUCCAGAUCAGAAAAAGAGUAGUUUCCCCUCACCAGCUUCAGAACUGAGCCCUCACACUGGGGGAACUGCCACAAAAGGGAUAAAAAUUAUUCAAAUGCUGCUGGAACUUGGCUCCUUUAUAUGACAGUGCCCCUUUGUUUGGUGUUUGAUAAAUGGCCCAA
Molecule: messenger RNA, 9289 nt
Organism: Caretta caretta (loggerhead turtle)
Lineage: Eukaryota; Metazoa; Chordata; Testudines; Cheloniidae
Gene: SLCO5A1
Product: solute carrier organic anion transporter family member 5A1
Biological process (GO): sodium-independent organic anion transport; transmembrane transport
Cellular component (GO): basolateral plasma membrane
Molecular function (GO): protein binding
Source: RefSeq, a predicted model, not a curated record